AUGAUUAAACGAGUUAUUGAUUUUAUGGAUCUGAAAAAAUCGGAUUUUCCAGAGUUUGAUAUCGUGCAUUCAUUGGAAAGGGUCCUUAAGAUUUCGCCAUCUUUUGCUAGAAUUGACAGGAGCAAAGUAGACAGAAUGCGCAAGCAGGGGAUAUUUUUGUUACAGUGUGCAAUGAAGUGGUUUUUAAGUACCGGACGUAAGCCACUUCCAUUGGUAGUUGCUGUUUUAGUUCUGGUAGCUGAAUUGAAUCAAGUUGAAAUUGGAAUUAGCGAGUUGGCCAAGGAAGUUCAUGCUGUUGUUUCCACUUGUAAAACACGAUACAAAGAGCUUUUAGAGAAACUUGUAGAAGUGGCACAAGUUUUGCCUUGGGGAAGAGAUAUCACCACCAGAAACAUUGUUAAACAUGCACCAUCUGUAAUUAAGUAUUUGGAGACAAAGGCUAUGUUGAAACCUGUUGAUAAAAGGAAAGACCUAGAUCUUCCUGAGUCUAACUUGGCAGAGAUGGUUAGUGAAUGUUUAAGACAACUCGAUGAAAAUGGACACAAGACUGAUUCCAUAAACGUGCCAAGUGAUUCUCAUUGUAGCAUAUCACAAAACAAUAUUCACUCUACAAGACCAAGUGCUAGGGAUGCAAACAAACUGCUUUAUUCACCUGAAUGUUUAUCCAUGUUGUAUGAGAAAUCUUCCGAGAGGGUCGAUCUUCAGGAUUGUAGCGAGUGGUGGAAUGGAAAAUCAGAAUUGAGCAAAAAGCUUGUACUCAAACAGUUACUCGAGAAGGAUGUCGGAUUCGAAUCCAUGCCACCUUCUUUUAUUUCAAACUGCUUGAAAUGUGAGAUGAGAAGAGAGAAGAUCAAUGCUGCUAAGGUGCGCAUAGAUAGAAUAAUGCAUCCAUGGAAUUCUGAUUUGGGUGCCGAUUAUUCUGAGAAAAAGUUCAAGAGAAGAAGAAAGCUUGUUGAUGGAGUUGAUUGGGAAGACCUGAUUAUUGAGACCUUACUUCUUCACCAAGUAAAGGAGGAGGAAAUUGAGAAGGGAUACUACAAUACAUUGCUGGAUUUACAUGUGUUUAACUCUGGCAUUGUAUGA
Neltuma alba is the source of this 1083-nucleotide messenger RNA. RefSeq names its product plant-specific TFIIB-related protein PTF2-like. The transcript has a single exon. Bases 1 to 1083 code for a protein of 360 amino acids. Lineage: Eukaryota; Viridiplantae; Streptophyta; Magnoliopsida; Fabales; Fabaceae. The record is from RefSeq and is a predicted model, not a curated record.